Messenger RNA from Symbiodinium natans, 1176 nucleotides. Lineage: Eukaryota; Dinophyceae; Suessiales; Symbiodiniaceae. The record is from the annotation of a GenBank genome assembly.
AUGCAGCCGCUGGUGUACUUGGCUGUUCGAGGUUGGCUCGGAUGGAUUCAGUUCGUGGAAAGAUCCAAGAGAGCCUUUUUGAACAGCUCUUUGGUUCUGGUUGCUGCCGGCGCUGUGCACUGCUGGGCAGUGGUUUAUUCCCUCUUUGUGGCAGUACACACGCGAGCCAUGCGUCAUUCUGGGUAUCACCAGGGCAGCGCAGAACAGCUUCCCCAAUCUGUGGCAUUGACAGAAACUCUCGCUGUUAGCUCUCUCUGGGUGUGGCUCAUUGCCGGCUUUACUACAGCGGCUGUGCGCAUGCUGGAUGAAGAUGCCGAUGGACUUCCUUUAGGAAUGGACGACCUAAAAUGGGGGCCGCUCCUUCGUUUCAUCCGAUCACCAUUCCUGCACAGCGCACUUGGGCAUGCCCACUCAGUCAGCUGCGUGGGCUUGUUUGUCAGCAUCAUAUUCCUGUGUGCAACUAUGGCUGCUAUGAAAGGCGGUAUUACCGUCUGCGAGUCCUGCCUGGCUAUUGUUGCGAUCGGAUUUGCUGUGCCACAUAUGGUUUUAGCAGGCAGGCGCUUAAGCGAGUCAGUCGAUCGUGCUUUGUCAGAGAUAUUGCCGGCCGACAGUUUUGAAGCAGCGGCAGCAGAAGCGGCUGCUGCUGGACCUCAGCUUUGCGUGAUCCUGUCCUUAGCAGAUGCACCGGGUCAUGCAUAUUGGUGGCAGAACAUUGUGUACACAAUGGCAUCCAUGGCAUUUGUGGCUGCCGUGGUCGCUUGCGGUCGUUCUCCUUCGAAAGCUGCCAAUGUGCCGCUGCCACCCGAGAAAGCCGAGACUCUUGUAUGCUUGCUCCUUGAUGCGAUGACGGCACUUUGCAUUGUAUUAUCCUAUCCUCACCUCAACACCUGGCUUUUGCGAAUUGCCGUCGUGGCUGUCAUCGCUUGCGCUGUAGCUGCACAGCACAGCCCCGUGCGGGAAAUCUACUUAGAUUGGCUUGAGCCAAUCUUUGUCAUACGAAGUGACUCGCAUAAGCGGUUCCCUCAUGGGCAGCGGCAGCUUCUGCGACAACUUGCGUGGGUUGCCAGUAUCCUGUGUGCUGCGGUGGCAUUGUGGGACAUUGCUCUCCAUCCACUGGCAUCAUCGGUACCGGGCAAGGGUGCUGAGAUGGCUGGCCAAGAGAUCAAGACAGAGUAG